Chondrus crispus (carragheen) is the source of this 1608-nucleotide messenger RNA. RefSeq names its product poly-A RNA export protein DBP5. Bases 1 to 1446 code for a protein of 481 amino acids. Gene Ontology annotation, molecular function: ATP binding; RNA binding; RNA helicase activity. The record is from RefSeq and is a predicted model, not a curated record. Gene Ontology annotation, biological process: poly(A)+ mRNA export from nucleus. Lineage: Eukaryota; Rhodophyta; Florideophyceae; Gigartinales; Gigartinaceae. The transcript is spliced from 2 exons. Gene Ontology annotation, cellular component: cytoplasmic stress granule; nucleus.
AUGACCGACGACAAAAUUGCCACGAACCCAGCCCCCGAGCCGGUCUCUGGCGUGGAAACCGAGGGGAAGCCAGAGGAGGUGGUCCCCACACCAGACGAUAACAAGCCCACGGAAAGCUCUGACUGGGCUGGGGCUGAAGAAACCGAUGAGCUAGGUGCACCGCCCGACUUUGCCGCCGAAAUCGCUGAGGCUGAUGAGUCAUCGCGCGUGGAAGUCUUGCAAGCCGAUCCAACCACUCCCUACCACGCUGCGACUACCUUUGAAGAGAUUGGAAUGAGCGAGGAAUUGCUCAAAGGCGUUUACCACAUGAAGUUUACAAAGCCCUCUAAGAUUCAGGCUUCGUCCCUGCCGCUUAUUCUUUCGGCGGACGGCGAUCACAAGAAUCUCAUUGCGCAAGGGCAUAACGGUUCCGGAAAGACGGCAUGCUUUGUGUUGGGUAUGUUGUCACGGGUUGAUACGAGCAGUGAAGCUACUCAGGCCCUGUGCCUCGUGCCGACGAGGGAGCUUGCAAGGCAGAUCGGCGAUGUUGUCGCGUCGCUUGGGCGAUACACGAAGGCGACUACAAAAAUAGCUGUGAAGGCAACAGAAGAGGAGCGAAGGGCUGCGUAUGCGAGAGAGGAAACAGGGCAUUUGACUGAACACAUAGUCGUUGGGACGCCAGGCAAGGUAAUGGAACUGAUCAAGAAGCGUCGCUUGAACACUUCUGCGAUGAAGAUAUUGGUAUUGGACGAGGCGGAUGAAAUGGUUGAUACUCAAGGGAUGGGUGACCAGACCAUACGAAUCAAGCGCAUGCUUCCAAAAGGCGUGCAGGUGUUGCUCUUUUCGGCAACUUACGCAGAUAACGUCAGAGGUCUUGCGAGUAAGCUGGCACCGUCAGCAAAUCAGAUUACUAUCAAACGUGAAACUCUAUCGCUUGACAAGAUCCAGCAAUACUACCUCGACACGGGGUCUAAGGGGGCACGUUUUACGAUACUUAAUGAAAUUUAUGAACUUCUGAAUGUCGGUCAGAGUAUUAUUUUCGUGGGGAGAAGAGAUGAAGCGGCGUCUCUAUCUACUAGAUUACGCGAUGAUGGGCACGCCGUUUCCGUGUUGUAUGGAGGAGAUAUGACGCCAGAGGAGAGAGACCGGGUGAUUGACGAGUUUCGAGCGGGCACGACCAAGGUCCUCAUUACAACAAACGUGCUCAGCCGCGGCGUUGACGUUCUUGCGGUGAGUGUUGUCAUUAACUACGAUCUUCCGACAGACAGGCAGGGCCAAUCUGACCCGGAGACCUAUCUCCAUCGCAUUGGGAGAACGGGGCGUUUCGGGCGAAAAGGAGUUGCGGUUAACUUUGUUUAUGAUUCCCGGUCCAAACGUGUCCUAAAGGAGCUGGAGGAGUAUUACUCGAAACCCAUUACAAGGGUUGAGGACGCUGAGGAGCUCCAGGACAGGCUCAAAGACCUGUAGCUUUUGACUUGAUGCGUAUGCAAGUCGUGGACGACAAUGGCCGUAGUGGCAGUAUCAACCACGGCCGUGGUAUCUGCACGUGUGGCAUGGAUUAGGCGCUUGUAGGAUCAGACUUGAGUUUUCGACUGACAUAAAGUUUGUGCGACGGGGGUUUGAACAAAA